Messenger RNA from Phalaenopsis equestris, 4167 nucleotides. NCBI's taxonomy places the organism in Eukaryota, Viridiplantae, Streptophyta, Magnoliopsida, Asparagales, Orchidaceae. The record is from the annotation of a RefSeq genome assembly.
AUGGAGGUCCUUAUGGCAGAACGGACCAAUCUGGUCUUUCACAAUAAGGUGAUAGAUGGAACUGCUAUUAAACGACUUAUUAGCAGAUUAAUAGAUCAUUUCGGAAUGGCAUAUACGUCACAUAUCCUGGAUCAAGUGAAGGCUUUGGGUUUACGGCGAGCCACUGCUACAUCUAUUUCAUUAGGAAUUGAUGAUCUUUUAACAAUACCUUCUAAGAGAUGGUUAGUUCAAGACGCUGAACAACAAAGUUUUCUUUUAGAGAAAAACCAUCAUUAUGGGAAUGUACAUGUGGUAGAAAAAUUACGUCAAUCCAUUGAGGUAUGGUAUGCUACAAGUGAAUAUUUGAGACAAGAAAUGAAUCCUAAUUUUCAGAUGACUGAUCCCUCUAAUCCAGUUCAUCUAAUGUCCUUUUCGGGGGCUAGAGGAAAUGCAUCUCAAGUACAUCAAUUAGUAGGUAUGAGAGGAUUAAUGUCGGAUCCUCAAGGACAAAUGAUUGAUUUACCGAUUCAAAGCAAUUUACGGGAAGGGCUUUCUGUGACAGAAUAUAUAAUUUCUUGCUACGGAGCCCGCAAAGGAGUUGUAGAUACUGCUGUACGAACAUCAGAUGCUGGAUACCUCACGCGUAGACUUGUUGAAGUAGUUCAACAUAUUCUUGUACGUAGAACAGAUUGUGGUACUAUCCGAGGUAUUUCCGUGAGUCCUCAAAAUGGGAUGACGGAAAAGAUUUUUGUCCAAACACUAAUUGGUCGUGUAUUAGCAGACGAUAUAUAUAUCGGUCUACGAUGCAUUGGUACUCGAAAUAAAGAUAUUGGAAUUGGACUUGUUAAUCGAUUCAUCACCUUUCAAGCACACCCAAUAUAUAUUAGAACUCCUUUUACUUGCAGGAGUACAUCUUGGAUCUGUCAAUUAUGUUAUGGCCGGAGUCCUACUCAUGGUGACCUGGUCGAGUUGGGAGAAGCCGUAGGCAUUAUUGCGGGUCAAUCAAUUGGGGAACCGGGGACUCAACUAACAUUAAGAACUUUUCAUACUGGUGGAGUAUUCACGGGUGGUACUGCCGAACAUGUACGAGCUCCUUCUAAUGGAAAAAUAAAAUUUGAUGAGGGUUUGGUUCAUCCCACACGUACCCGUCACGGGCAUCCUGCUUUUCUAUGUUUUAUAGACUUGUAUGUAACUAUUGAGAGUCGGGAUAUUAGACAUAAUGUAAAUAUUCCAACAAAAAGUUUGAUUUUAGUUCAAAAUGAUCAAUAUGUAGAAUCAGAACAAGUGAUUGCCGAGAUUCGUGUCCAAACGUCCACCUUUCAUUUUAAGGAGAGGGUUCAAAAACAUAUUUAUUCUGAGUCAGAAGGAGAAAUGCACUGGAGUACUGAUGGCUAUCAUACGCCCAAAUAUCCAUAUAGUAAUGUUCAUCUAUUACCAAAAACAAGUCAUUUAUGGAUAUUAGCAGGAGGUCUAUGCAGAUCCAAUUCCAAUAUAGUGUCUUUUUCACUCCACAAGGAUCAAGAUCAAAUGAAUGCUAAUUCAUUUUUUCUCAAAGAUCUCUUUGAUCUCUCACUGACUAAUGAUCAAGUAAGACAUAAAUUGUUGGAUACUUUUGGUAAAAAAGAUAGGGAAAGUCUUGACUAUUCAAAACCUUAUCGAAUCAUAUCUAAGGGUCAUUGGAAUCUCAUAGAGCCUUCUACUUAUAUUCGUCAAGAGAAUUCUUUGGCGAAAAAGCGAAGAAAUAGAUUUGUGAUUCCCUUACAAUAUGAUCAAGAACAAGAAAAGAAACUAAUACCCUGUUUUGGUAUUUCGAUUAAAAUACCUAUAAAUGGUAUUUUACGUAGAAAUAGUAUUCUUGCUUAUUUUGAUGAUCCGCGAUACAGAAGAAGCAGUUCAGGAAUUACUAAAUAUGGGAUUGUCGAAGUAGAUUCAAUCGUAAAAAAAGAAGAUUUGAUUGAGUAUCGAGGAGCAAAAGAUUUUAGUCCGAAAUACCAAAUGCAAAUGAAAGUAGAUCAAUUUUUUUUCAUUCCCGAGGAAAUACAUAUCUUACCCGGAUCUUCGCCCAUAAUGGUCCGGAACAAUAGUAUCAUUGGAGUAGAUACACGACUUGUUUUAAAUAUAAAUACAAGAAGUCGAGUAGGUGGAUUAGUCCGAGUGGAGAGAAAAAAGAAAAGUAUAGAACUGAAAAUAUUUUCUGGAGAUAUUCAUUUUUAUGGAGAGGUGGAUAAAAUAUCUAGGCACAGUGGCAUUUUGAUACCACCAGGAAUCGGAAAAAAAGAUUCUAAAGGAUCAAAAAAAUUGAAAAAUUGGAUCUAUGUCCAACGCAUUACACCUACCAAAAAAAAGUAUUUUGUUUUGGUUCGGCCCGUAGUCACAUAUGAAAUAGCUGAUGGGAUAAAUUUAGCAACACUUUUCUAUCAGGAUCUCUUGCAGGAAAAGAAUAAUGUCCAACUUCGAAUUGUCAAUUAUAUACUUUAUGAAAAUGGCAAGUCAAUUCGAGGAAUUUCUCACACAAGUAUUCAAUUAGUUCGAGCUUGCUUAGUAUUGACUUGGGACCAAGAAAAAAAGAGUUCUAUAGAAGAAAAGGUUCAUGCUUCUUUUGUUGAAAUAAGGACAAAUGAUCUGCUUUGUUAUUUCAUCCGAAUUGAGUUAGUAAAGUCCACUCUUUCGUAUACCGAAAAAAGGUAUGAUACGGCAGGUUCAGGAUUGAUUUCCAAUAAUGAAUUAGAUCGUAUUCAUAGAAAAAAUCCUUUUGAUUCCAAGGCGAAGAUUCAAAUAUUUCCCCAACAUCAGGGAACUCUUGGUACGUUGUUGAAUCGAAAUAAGGAAUGCCAAUCUUUCCUAAUUUUGUCAUCAUCCAAUUGUUCUCGAAUUGGUCCCUUCAAUACUUCGAGAUAUAAUAAUGCGACAAAAGAAUUGGAUCCCAUGACUCCAAUUAGGUAUUUGUUGGGUCCUUUAGGUACUAUUGUGCCUAGAAUAGUAAAUUCUCGUUCAUCUUACUAUUUAAGAACUUAUAAUCAAGUCUUUUUAAAGAAAUCUUUUUUGCUUGAAAAUUUUCAACAGACUUUCCAAGUGCUUCAAGUACCUCCAUUUCAAUACUGUUUCCUAGAUGAAAAUAGUAGGAUUUAUAAUCCCGAUCCUUGCAGUAACAUCAUUUGGAAUUCAUUCCAUUUGAAUUGGUGUUUUCUCCAUCACGAUUCUUGUGAAGAGGCAUGGACAAUAAUUAGCCUUGGACAAUUCCUUUGUGAAAAUGUAUAUCUAUUGAAAUAUGGAUCACGCAUAAAAAAAUCUGGUCAAAUUUUCAUUGUUCAUGUUGAUUCUCUAGUUAUAAGAUCAGCUAAGCCCUAUUUGGUCACUCCAGGAGCAACUGUCCAUGGUCAUUAUGGGGAAACCUUUUAUGAAGGAGAUACAUUAAUUACAUUUAUAUAUGAAAAGUCGAGAUCUGGUGACAUAACGCAAGGUCUUCCAAAAGUAGAACAAAUCUUAGAAGUUCGUUCAAUUGAUUCAAUAUCGAUGAACCUCGAAAGAAGAGUUGAAGGUUGGGACGAACGUAUCCGAAGGAUUCUUGGGAUCCCCUGGGGAUUCUUGAUUGGAGCUGAACUAACCAUAGCCCAAAGUCGUAUCUCUUUGGUUAAUAAGAUACAAAAGGUUUAUCGAUCCCAGGGGGUACAGAUCCAUAAUAGACAUCUAGAGAUUAUUGUACGUCAAGUAACAUCAAGAGUUUUGGUUUCCGAAGAUGGAAUGUCUAAUGUUUUUUUACCUGGGGAAUUUAUUGGAUUGUUGCGAGCAGAACGAGCAGGGCGCGUUUUGGCCGAAUCAAUCUGUUAUCGGGCAAUCUUAUUGGGAAUAACGAAGUCAUCUCUGAAUACUCAAAGUUUCAUAUCCGAAGCAAGUUUUCAAGAAACUGCUCGAGUUUUAGCAAAAGCUGCUCUACGAGGUCGUAUUGAUUGGUUGAAAGGCCUGAAAGAAAACGUUGUUCUGGGGGGGAUUAUACCGGUUGGUACCGGAUUCAAUAAAUUAGUACAUCGUUCAAAGCAAGACAAAAACAUUCAUUUGAAAAUCAAAAGGAAAAAUCUAUUCGAGUUGGAAAUGAGCGAUAUUUUGCUACACCAUAGAGAAUUAUUUUGUUCUUGUGCCCAAGAACUUUCCAUGAGACAUCAGACCAAUCUUUUACGUAAUGUAUCCUAA